Messenger RNA from Caretta caretta (loggerhead turtle), 3641 nucleotides. It is a transcript of the gene MAP7, whose product is annotated as microtubule associated protein 7. The record is from RefSeq and is a predicted model, not a curated record. NCBI's taxonomy places the organism in Eukaryota, Metazoa, Chordata, Testudines, Cheloniidae. Gene Ontology annotation, cellular component: microtubule cytoskeleton. Gene Ontology annotation, biological process: microtubule cytoskeleton organization.
UUCCGGCAGGCUGCUUUCUGCAGCUGAGGAGACAACAUUCAUAGACUUCCUUUGAUUAGGAUAUGUCACUGUUGUCAGGGCAACUGUUAACGGUGGCGUAUCGUAUUUUUUCCUCCUGUGUUGCGUGCUGAAUAUUUUAGUGUGCAGUAGCUGGAAGAAGCUUGGGAAGAGGUGCUGCUGCAGAAAGGAGAAGCUGUGGGCUGGGAUCUGAUAGAACAGGUUAAAGCAGCGAAGAGAGGCAUCCAAACCAAUGUGCCUUUAAUUAGGGCUUUUCUCAAAGGUGGGUGAAAUUGCAGGCCCUCAGCUGCCAAGUGGAUGUUGGUAUUUGUCAGCUCUUUACAUACUGCUUAUCCAUAGGGGAUCUAUUACAAGUGCUCAAAUGAAUAGGCAGGUCUGCAGCUAGCUGCUACACAGGCGCUGCAGUUUCUUAAAUAUAUAUUGUAAUAAGCAAGUGGUAGCAGCAACAUGCCUGGGGCAGCUACUACUAUCCGACAAGAGAGACUGAAGAAGACAAAUGCAAGGACAAAUCCCCCUGGUUUAUUCACCAUUAACGAAGAAGAUGAGCAGCAAAAGAAUGGAAAUGCCAGAAGAUUGAAAGCAUCCGAAGACUCUAAAGUACAAGACGAGAAAGCUGCUUCUUCCAGCCAUCCCACUUCUGCUGCUUCAAGGCAAAGCCCCAACAACUCUGCAGCUAAAGCAGACCAUCCACCUGUACUAAAAGUUGAUGACAGACAACGGCUUGCACGGAUACGGAGAGAGGAACGGGAAAAGCAGUUAGCUGCAAGAGAAUCAGUCUGGUUAGAAAAAGAAGAGAGGGCACGGCAGCAUUAUGAAAAACACCUGGAGGAACGCAAAAAGAAGUUAGAAGAACAGAGGCUAAAAGAAGAGAGAAGGCGAGCUGCAGUAGAGGAAAAACGAAAGCAGAGAAUAGAAGAGGACAAGGAACGACAUGAAGCUGUUGUACGCCGUACAAUCGAGAGGAGCCAGAAGCCCAAACAAAAGCAAAGCAGGUGGUCCUGGGGAGGACCUCUUCAAAGAAGCAGCAGCAUUAAUAAUACAGGUUAUUUUGUUGAAUCAUCAUUCACCUUUCUCGAUUUAGCAGGCCUGGAGCACCACGUCAGAUCUCUGGGUGGUGCUAGAAAACCCGAUCCAGACAGGCGGUCUGUUUCAACAAUGAACCUCUCGAAACAUGUUGAUCCAGUCAUUAACAAGCGGCUCUCCUCCUCAUCUGCAACAUUACUAAAUUCUCCAGACAGAGCUCGCCGUCUAAAUCUCAGUCCAUUGGAGAAGAGCAUUGUUAGCAGACUGCUGAUGCCCACACAUUCAUUCCUGGCCAGAAGUAAAAGCACAGCUGCCUUGUCUGGAGAUGCAGUUAUCCCCAUUUGUCCUCGUUCAGCAUCUUGCAGCCCCAUCAGCCCUCUGUCCUACAAGGCCAUGAACUGUAGAAAUCCAGCAGACCAAACAAAAUUCUUUGUCACAACAACUGGACGUAGGAGGACCACACAGUCAGCAGGGACUGACAAAAAAGAAAAGGACCCCUCCUUCAGCGUAAAGAGACUUCACUCUCCUUCCAAUCCCAAAACUAGAUCACUAGCUCUCUCCCCAGUUUGGCAUGCAUCCAAGUCCUUGCCUUUUUUGCCUGGCACCCCCAAAGAGAGAACUUCCCCACCUGGCUCUUCCAAAGUGACCUCCACUCAGACGCGCCCUCCCUCCCCUGGCAAUAUCCGCCCAAUCAAAAAAGAGCUGAAACCAGAUAGUCAGAGAAAAGGACCAGAAAAGGAGCCUGAGAAGGCAGCUGAGGAACACACAGAAGAGGGUAAAGCAAUUUCAGCAGGUGCUGGAGAAUCCGCAAUCGGGGAAGGUCUCCCGGUCAAACUAGAACCGGCUCAAGCUGCUCCAGCUUUGCCCCCCACUCCACCAGCAACUUCACCAUCCCCUGUUUCUAGCAAGGCUUCGGCAGGUACUACUGACCCGGAAGAAGCAACAAGACUGCUUACUGAAAAGAGGCGGCUGGCCCGCGAGCAGCGAGAACGGGAGGAGCAAGAAAGGAAGGAGAGGGAAGAGACUGAAAGGCUAAAGAAGGAGGCAUUAUCGCAGAAGAUAGCUGAAGAGAGAGCUCGCCGGGAGGAGGAGGAGGCUCGCAGGCAAGAGGCGGAGAGGAAGCGAAGGGAGAGAGAGCAGGAGCAAGAAAAGGAAGAAGAGCUACGCCGGCAGGCAGAAGAAAGAGACCAGAAAGAGAAGGAGGAGUUGGAGCGCAUUCAGAAACAAAAAGAAGAAGAAGCUCGCCUGAGUGAAGAGGCAGAGCGGAUUCGGUUAGAGCGUGAAAAGCGUUUCCAAAGAGAAGAACAAGAGCGCUUAGAAAGGAAGAAGCGACUUGAGGAGAUCAUGAAAAGAACUAGGCGCACAGAAGUUGUUGACAAGAAAUCUAAUGAACAGCAAAAUGGAGAGCUAUCGAAGGCAAAUGUUACUGGAGAAACAGCAACCGGUCCCACAUCUCCCUUAGAAUCUGUUAUGGCAUCUCAGCUUCAACGUGUGACAGAAUCGCCACACAAUGGGGAAUCGGUAACGCACUCUCAGAUAAUCAUUUCACGUCAACCUACAGUAAAUAUGGACAGUAAUCUCAACCCUGGAAGGGAACCCAAUGAAAAUGGAGUGUCUAUGCAGAAUGACAACUUUGAAGAGCUCAUACACUUACCCAUUGGAUCUAAACCAUCCACACUGGAUGCCUUGAACAAUGAUGGAAGCAAUAGCCCUGAAAUUCCUUUGAAUCCAAUUUUAGCCUUUGAAGAUAAGGGGACUCUGGGGCCAUUGCCUCAGGUAGAUAGUGUUCAAACGCAUCAAACAGCAGAAGUUAUCUGACCGUCUCUUCUGAAGAGCCAAAGAUGAAGUAAGCAUCUCCGCUGCCUAUGGAGUUCCUUCCAUACUAUGAAGGAGUGUUUUAUUUUCUCUCUCCAGUUUUCUACAAAAUUUGUGGGUAUCUUUUUUGAAAAGACCUUAGUAAAACCAGCAGAAGAAGUGAUGGAGAAUAGACAUGGAUUAUCUUUCUAAUAGUUUUCACCACUAGAAAAUCAUGCUUCAUGUGCAUUAGUUAAAAUCGCUUUUUUCUGACAAGCUCCUUUUCGCAAAUCAAUAUUUUCUGCAUUCUUCAAGGCAAAAGGCACUGGACUCCUACAGUAAUGAGCUGAUUGGGGUAAAGGGCCUCAUUUUUUUUUUUUGAAGAUGGGUGGUUGCUUUUAAAAUUGGCGACUAAUCUUCUACGUUUUAUGGAUCUAAUACUUGAAAAAUAAACAUCUCCUUGCUCUACAAGUAGGGCUAAUGGGAGGUUUCAUUUAAACCUGUUGGUUUAAAUAUUAUUGCAGAGAACUCUAAUUAUGGGGGCAAAAUAUAGGCUUCUGUAUCAGGUUCUUGUAAAUGUAACUUCUACAUGGACAUUCUGUAAAUUCAAAUGUCACUACGAUCUUCUUGCAUUUUCUUUAAAAACACAAAGCGGAACAGGGUUUAAAAUGUGAAAAUUUGAAAGCGCUAUUUUUUCAUGGACAAGACGAAAACCUGUCGUUCUCCUAGAUAAUGUAUUUAUGAAUUUUGUUCAGUACAAAAAUAAAUCAUUUAAUGGAAUAAAUUAGAAAAAUGUGGUAAAACAA